AUGGCAUCCAAUCCGGUCAAGGAGUCCGCCCACGAAGCGGCGGUCUCCGCCCAACAAAGCACCAAGGCCGCCAUCGAGCACCCGGCGCAAACCACCUCGACCAUCCUGCACCACCCCUACAUGCGCGCCGCGCUCCCGUUUAUCAACGGUGGCCUCGCCGGCAUGACCGCCACCAGCGUGAUUCAGCCCGUCGACAUGGUGAAGGUGCGCCUGCAGCUAGCCGGCGAAGGCGCCCGCACUGGCCCUAAGCCCUCCGCCCUGGGCAUUACCAAGGAGAUCAUCGCCUCCGGCAAAGUCCUCGACCUCUACACCGGCCUGUCUGCUGGCCUUCUCCGUCAGGCUGUCUAUACCACCGCGCGCCUGGGCUUCUUCGACACCCUCAUGCAGCGCCUGAACGCGCGAGCGGACCAGCAACAGCGUAAAGUGACCUUCGCCGAGCGCGCUGUCGCCGGCCUGUCCGCCGGUGGCAUCGCCGCCAUGAUCGGCAACCCCGCCGACCUGGCCCUGGUGCGCAUGCAAUCAGACGGCCUCAAGCCCCCCGAGAAGCGCGCAAACUACCGCUCCGUCUUCGACGCGCUGACCCGCAUCCCGAAACAGGAAGGCCUGACGGCCCUCUGGGCCGGCGCGCUGCCCACGGUGAUUCGCGCGAUGGCGCUGAACGUGGGACAGCUGACGUUCUUUGCGGAAAGCAAGGCGCAGCUAAAGCAGCACACGAGCCUGUCGCCGCAGACCACGACGUUCGCGGCGUCUGCGAUCGCGGGCUUCUUCGCGAGCUUCCUCUCGUUGCCAUUCGACUUUAUCAAGACGCGGCUGCAGAAGCAGCAGAAGGAUCCGGCCACGGGCAAGGUGCCGUACAAGGGGGUCCUGGACUGCGCGCGCAAGGUGGUCAAGGAUGAGGGAUGGUUGCGCUUUUACCGGGGCUUUGGGACGUACUAUGUGCGGAUCGCUCCUCAUGCGAUGGUCACCCUUAUUGUGGCUGAUUAUCUCAACCUCAUCACGAAAUAG
Messenger RNA from Penicillium canariense, 1005 nucleotides. Its product is annotated as putative mitochondrial dicarboxylate carrier protein. Gene Ontology annotation, biological process: transmembrane transport. The transcript has 2 exons. NCBI's taxonomy places the organism in Eukaryota, Fungi, Ascomycota, Eurotiomycetes, Eurotiales, Aspergillaceae. Bases 1 to 1005 code for a protein of 334 amino acids. The record is from RefSeq and is a predicted model, not a curated record. Gene Ontology annotation, molecular function: oxoglutarate:malate antiporter activity.